GUUUAGCCAAAGCCAUCUGGAUUCAACCACUGCGCCGCACCAUUGGUGACUGGUCACAUUUUCUCCCUGGCGCUUACGGUAUAUCCCCGGCAGCAAGUGAAUGAUUGCUGCUCGUCGGACACACCAGCAGCUCGUUUAGUAGUACCAGAUGUCACGGUAAACCAAAGCUCCAAAAGGGCCAUCUCGGUGUGACCACUGACCAGAGCGGCGCACCAACUGUCAAAUAUUCAGUGCGCUCUCUCUUCCUCUGUCCGAUCCUUCUCUCUCCGACUCCAGAGUCCAGACACACACGUACGCAACCAUGCCUAGAUCCUUCGUGAUCACCGUCUUCGUCGCCGUGAGCACCAUGCUCGCCACCAUGGCGGUGGCGGACACGCCGGCCGACUGCCCGUACCCGUGCCUGCCGCCACCAACCUCAGGAGGAAUCAUCAACAGCUACCCGCCACCGCCACCAGCAGGAACAGGUGGGGGCGACGGCUUCGGCGGCAGCUACCCGCCACCUCCGCCAGGGGGCUUCCAGCUGACCCCGCCCGGGGUCAUGCCGGGGUUCCUCGCGCCGCCGUACAGCGCCGUCCCUGCCGGGCCGGCUCCUCCGCCGCCGAACCCGGUCCUGCCGUGGUUCCCGUGGUACUACCAGCACGACAACCCGGUCACGGGGUCGACCGCGUCGGCGUCCCCGCCACCGGCGGUGCACCGGGGGACGACGUGCAUGGUCACCCUGCUGCUCCAACUGUGUUUGGCGAUUCUUCUUCGGGCGCCAUAGGGUACUUUGUCAGCUUGUUAAUAACCAUGGUGUGUUAAUUACUCCUAGUUGGUACGCAGUGUGUUUCGUUAAUUGAGGUGUUCUUUCGAGUCUUUGUAGCUAGCAUGAGCCCGUAGAAAAGCUUGCAAAUACUGUUCUUAAUUAUAGCUCACACACUGUUGUCAAGCAUAUAGACCACAAGAAUACGUAAUUUUGAAGGUAAUCAUUGUACACAUGGAUGUCCUGUUGCUCUUUGGCAAUUACUGUAUAUAGUUUGGUGAAGAUUGCUCCCGCACUUUAUGCUUAUAUAUAUAUAGUCGAGGUCCCUAUACAGUCUGAA
Messenger RNA from Hordeum vulgare subsp. vulgare (domesticated barley), 1082 nucleotides. RefSeq names its product formin-A-like. NCBI's taxonomy places the organism in Eukaryota, Viridiplantae, Streptophyta, Magnoliopsida, Poales, Poaceae. The record is from RefSeq and is a predicted model, not a curated record. The transcript has a single exon. The coding region runs from base 302 to 763 and encodes 153 amino acids.